Seriola aureovittata is the source of this 2495-nucleotide messenger RNA. Its product is annotated as ras-related protein Rab-17-like. The transcript has 5 exons. The record is from RefSeq and is a predicted model, not a curated record. NCBI's taxonomy places the organism in Eukaryota, Metazoa, Chordata, Actinopteri, Carangiformes, Carangidae. Gene Ontology annotation, cellular component: endosome. Gene Ontology annotation, molecular function: GTP binding; GTPase activity. Bases 168 to 851 code for a protein of 227 amino acids.
ACAGACUCCUACAACAAAGACGACGAAUCAACCCCUCUUCGGUUGUUGCUACUUCUUAAUAGGAAUAAAACACCUACAGGAUCAGGGGCCAAAGGACUUUGCUGGACUUUUUGUGUCUUGUCCACCUGUGUUGUGUCUUUCGCUUUGGGAGUUAACUAAAUCUUUUGAUGGGGGAGAAUCUCCCGAGGGUGCCAGGAGGAGCUCAACUCCACAGUGACACUUUGCGUAGACCGGUGCGGACCCUCAGGGUUAAGAUGGUGAUUCUGGGAAGUUCUGGUGUGGGGAAGUCAAGUUUGGCACUGCGAUUUGUCAGAGAUGAGUUCAGGAGUCCAUCACCUACUGUAGGCUGUGCCUACCUGACCCGGGUGGUGCAUCUGAGUGACGUCACUCUUCGUUUUGAGAUAUGGGACACGGCGGGGCAAGAAAAAUACCACAGUGUCACCCCACUGUACUAUAGAGGAGCCCACGCUGCACUCGUGGUCUAUGAUAUCAGCAAAAGAGAAACGUUUGUCAGAGCUCAAGUGUGGCUCAAAGAGCUGGAGAAACAGUACAUCCCAGGAUCUACUGUCAUGUGCCUGGUUGGCAACAAGGGAGAUCUGGAUCAGGAGAGGCAAAUCUCAGUGCAGGAGGGGCAAGCUCUGGCCAGUGACAGGAGUUUAUUCUUUACAGAGACAUCAGUCCUGUCAGGGGAUCAAAUCAGUGAGCUGCUGCUAGGUAUAGCCCACAGAGUGUAUGAGUGUAUUGGAGGACAGCAGGGAGGUCUGUCAGAGUGGAAGGAGACACCACUCAUUGAUCUGCAUCGUAGAGACACAUUCACUCCUUUUGCAUCCUGCUGCAAAAUUGGGCCCUGACCUGUGUGACUGUUGAUCCUGUUGCUGCCUGCUUCAUUUCUCGGUUUGUCUUGAUUAGUUUAAAGCCGCUCCAGGUUGGUCAGCUGGAAUCAAAAAAUUCUCAAAUCCACCAAAAGGCUUAGAGAAGUCGUUUUACUUCACAGUUAUUGUGGCUAAAAGCUAUUGAGCUAAGGGUGUAUAUUACAUCCUACAUGUAUUCUAGACCCUACGCCUCAGUGGUCUCCCAAGCAGACUUCAUCUGAGUGAGUGUACUUACUGUAUUUUAACUGCCAAAACCUUGUAUGGAUUUCCACUGUGCAACAAUAAGCUGCAUUCUGCUGUUCAUUUUAACCUGGAUGGCUGGGAACUGAAAGAGCACAAAAAUGUUCUGAACUUGAAUAAUUGUAAUCAUAAAGAAAACUCUAAAAUGUCUAAAAUAGGUAAUAUUUUUACUUAGUAUGACUCUUUGUCUUACUGUUGACUCCUUAGUCCCAGUUUAUGGUCAAUUGAACCAGUGAGAUUAUUGUUUUUAAAGGAAUAGUUGAACAGGAAGCAGGGGAAACAGAUAGGCUGGAUCUGUCCAAAAUGAAAAAAAUACUAAAAACUCAUAUGUAUGUAAUUGUAUCAUAUUUGUUGACCAGUACAAAAAAUGUAAAAAAAAAAACAGCUUGUGAUUUUAGAGGGGGUUGUAUGCUGGAACAAUUUCUUGGCAAAGUCUAGUCACAGAGGAGCUUUCAGGUUUCUGAACAAUGUACCUGUACAGAAACAUCUGGCAGAGUGUCUGGCGACCUGCACUAAAACCAGAGACGCUGAGAUGUCGAUCAGAUAAACUGUUGUAUGUCAGGAAACUUUCAAAACAUAACAAAUAGUUUACAUUUCUGCAUUUCUACUGCAAAAAGGAGAUAUAACAUUUCUUCAUUUUUUUUUUUUUUUUUUUACAGCUGCAUUAAUUCUUUUGUGUGUUUUUUAGACCAGGAAGUGUCGCUGUUGCAUGCUUUUUUAAUAUGUGCUUAAAUGUAGAUUGUUUUUUUCAAGCAUCUGCUGUGGAUAAAAUACACAUCACUAUACAUGACAACAAUCAUUAAUAACACAAAUAAAGUCCCUAUUCAUAAAUAACAUUAGGAUUGAAAAGACUCUUGGCCUUUGUACUGUAUGUUGCGUACUGAAGCUCCCAUAUAAAGUGACUUUUCUCCCCUGCAGUCGUAGUUGCUCUAUAUAAACUAUUCUCUCAUGUUUUCUCCAUACUCCAUGGGGGUUUCUCUGCAUGAUGCUUCUAAGCGUUGACUUUUUACUGCUCUGUGAUUUAAAACAUUGCACAGAUCUUAGGUAACAAAUCAUCAGUGAAAAGGAGCUUUAUUGUGCUGAUUGAAACCAAGCUUCUGUGGGGCCAGAGGGGCCGCUUCUCCUUGUUUGGUUUGAAAGCUUCACUGAGACAAAGAAACACCUCACAUUGAGAAGAUGAAAUGCAGCAACAAAAAAAAAGGGAUGAUUUGGUUAUCAUUAUGAGUGUAUAAAUCUUGUGAAUAAAAAAAACAACCCUCUGCCCUGCUGUUUCAGAUUUUGCAGAUGUUGCGCAAUCCUAUUGAAUGAUCUCAAAAGUCAAAAGUGUAAUUUUGUACUGUUGAACUAUAAAUGCAAGUGGAAAUAAAACACUGAAGAAAUGAA